Plasmopara halstedii is the source of this 1653-nucleotide messenger RNA. RefSeq lists its product as uncharacterized. The record is from RefSeq and is a predicted model, not a curated record. Lineage: Eukaryota; Oomycota; Peronosporomycetes; Peronosporales; Peronosporaceae. The transcript is spliced from 6 exons. Bases 1 to 1653 code for a protein of 550 amino acids. Gene Ontology annotation, cellular component: cytosol.
AUGAACUUUGAAACACUGGCAACGGAAUGCCGCAGCGCCGCCUUUCGAGAAUCGCUUGGUAUUUCGCCAGUGUGGACGGAAGCUGCUGAGACGAUAAAAGAGCUCAUGCAUGAGCUUCAGGAUCAGAUAAAGGCUGCAGUACCUAAAACAAAUUGCAAAGUUAAUAUGCAAGAUGCAGAAUCGAUAGAUGAGGAUGACGAUGGCCUGAAUUAUACGUUCUAUGUGGAUAGCAAGGAUCCAACUGCUGAAGAGCUGCAUCACGAACUAUUGCCGUCCAAUCCGAUUGUAGAAGAUUCUAAACGAAUGACUAGUCAAGUCAAAGAUCUAACUGCAGUCUUUCGAUUCUUGCGCAAUGCAUGUGCAGCUUGCACCAACAAUCAGAACGCAUGUUUGAACGUCGGGGCGCAUGAAGUUGUGAUGCAUUGUUGUCAUUGGGUAGACGUCGAGGAUGAAACGUUAAAAACCGAAAUUAUUCUUCUUGCUCAAGUUGUGCUGCAAUUUUGCGUAAAUGGUGUCGCUAAAAAUGUAAAGAACCAAGAAGUCAUAUGGAUGUUGUUCUUUCCUGACAAAUUUCAGAAAAUUCUUGUGGAAUGUCAUCGACAUCGCAAGGUUAUUGCGUUUACUGUGGCAUUAAUGCUUAAUUGUUUUAACCUGGAUAGUAGCGUUGCCACGGAAAUCGAGAGGAUUGUCGCUCGACGCGUCGACUUGGUCUGCGCCCGUAAUUUAUUAAUUACCAUACUUCACCGUUGCAUACAGGGACCAUUUAAGUCAUCCGAGUCUUCUGUGUCGGUGAUCAGUGUCCCACACAUUGAUGACCAGGAUCCAGCUUUCGAUUGGAUUUGUAUGCUGUUUGGGGUGCUGUUCAACGAUGGUCGUACAAAACACCUUUACACUGCUGUUGGGGCGCAUAUACUCAGCCAACUUUGGUCUCGAGUGACUCCAGAGCAACUGAUUUUACUAAGGAUGUUCAGAAUGUGGGCAAUCUCGACGCUUAACUCAACUUGUAUUAAGCAGCAGCAACCUCCUCCCGGUAUAUUUGAGUUUGUGAAAAGCACGUGGCUGUACAUUGUUACUGAAGGCGAUGAGGACAGACCGAUCGAAGGAGACGAAGUGCGAAAAAAGGUUUGGAUAGGAUUGGAAAAUGAUGCCAAGUUGAUGCUGCUUGAUGUGUUUGGAGAACUGACAGUCGAUUACGCCAAGAUCAGCCCUGACGGAGCAACAGAUUUGCUGCAGUCGCUGGUGAAAGAGCUACACCGUGUAUGGAAGCGUGAACGUACUGAAGACAGGCGCCAUAUCGGUUCGACGUUGCAAUCGUCAAACGAUGAGCCCUGGGGAUAUAGAUCUGCACUAAUUCGCGUUAUUGGUAAUCUCUGUUAUCGCCAAAAAGAACACCAAGAUUUCAUUCGUGAGAAUGGAUAUCUCUCUUUGUUUCUUAAUCAUUGUAACGUUGACGAGACAAAUCCAAUGAUCCGAGAAUGGUCGUUAGUUGCCUUGCGCAAUUUGUGCGAGCAAAAUGUUGACAAUCAAAAGUUCAUCGAAGCUUUGCGUCCACAGGGAAUAGAUGAAGAUUCCAAUGUUGCUCUUGAAAAGGCUAAUAUGCAUGCAGACAUUGGGGAAGAUGGUAAAGUUCUACUGUCAAAGAAUGAUAGAUAA